This is a messenger RNA of Fulvia fulva, 3585 nucleotides long. Its product is annotated as ATPase family AAA domain-containing protein 5. The record is from RefSeq and is a predicted model, not a curated record. Gene Ontology annotation, molecular function: ATP hydrolysis activity; DNA binding; ATP binding. Bases 1 to 3585 code for a protein of 1194 amino acids. Lineage: Eukaryota; Fungi; Ascomycota; Dothideomycetes; Mycosphaerellales; Mycosphaerellaceae. The transcript is spliced from 2 exons. Gene Ontology annotation, cellular component: nucleus.
AUGGCAGCAACGGCAGUGUUACCUGCCAUGAACGCAGAUGGCGAGAGGAGCCUUCAUCCGUUCUUCACCAAGCCCCAUGCCAUAUUCAACCAGCCCGCGAUCGUUGACGAACGAGAUGACGAUGCGGAAUACGUCGCGAACGAAGCACAUGAUGAGCCACACGAACAGCCAAAGCGGACAACCAGCAAAAGACGAAAGAAGAACAAUGAUCAGGGCUCGACGAAGGCCAAGACUCAACGAACACUGGGAGACAUAGUGAAUGGAAAGAGUGCAGCUCCACUCGCUCCCGAGAAGGUCGUAGAACCAUGCACGUCCGAGCCGGAUCUCAAUAUUGCUCGUCGGAAGAGGCGACGUACGAACGAGCAUGAGCCCACAGAGGUUGGUGCCUCAGCUGUCGCAGACGAGGCAGCACCAACAUCGAUCACACCUAAAAGGUCAUCGUCGCCACGCGUCAUCAUACCGGCCUCCUCGCCUUUACCCACGGCAGGAGCCGUCGAGGUGUUACGAACGUCUGAAGGCAUUGUCAUACCAGAGACGAGCGAAGGUGUGCUCGAGACUGUGCCUCCGCCCAGGAAAGUACUGAAGCUCAACGCUAGAGGCAGAUUCAGUUCACCUCCCACGAAGAAGACCAAGGACUCGGACGAGGCAAAACCAGAAACCCCGAAACGACGAGGCAGGAAGCGAAAAUCUGCCGUCGUAACUCCUGAUGCGCACCGUAUGGUCGUCUGCAACUAUGGCCAGGACGAGGCGCGCCGACAAGAUGUUGGUCAGAGAAUAGAACGGAUUCUGAAUGGCACUGAGUCGGUUUCCACUAACAAAACGAAGACAACACCGAAGAAACGAACGCCCAGGAAGCCGAAAGCGACACAUCCAUUCUUUGUAGGGAAGAUGGAAGACCCAGCGCCGCCUAAGAAAGGGUCUCCACGCAAAACCAGCGCCAUUACUCCUGGUAAGCUGCGAGUAAAAGCUUCAUUCGAUCGGACUCACGAGUCAAAUGAGAUUCCUGCGUUCCACUCAGCACUUCUUCGUGAUAGAUUCAUGAUCAAGCAUCCCGGGUCCAAGGAUGCACCAUUUCCGGAUAGAUCGCAGGCACAUGUGCGAGGAGAAAACGAUUCUAGGUCCGUCGGUCGGAGCAAAGCAGUGACCGGGUUGCCCUACCGAAAACGCAAGCAGGCAAAAGUACCUAUCUCGCAGGAAGCAUCUGUCCUCGCACGCUUCGCUACCGAGCUGGAGCCUGAGGCGGACCGUAGACUUCGUUCAGAUGGCUUCCACGAGCCUGAUCUAUCGCUACAUCUACCGCAGAAACUUCUCAUUUCUGGGGAAGAGAUAGCUAAGAAGAUCAAGCGCCAGCUCUCUGUGGCAUUGGCAGAUUCAAACGAGGAUGAGCUCCUGGCUCGAGCUUCGCAGCAGGCUCACCACCCCUCUCUGCAGCGGCUGUACGACAGGAUACCCACCACGCUGACAGCGUUCGACGAAUCGAAAGGAGAAAUGCUCCAGUGGGUACAGAAGUACGCGCCGUCGUGUUGCGCCGACGUCUUGCAGCCCGAAAAGGAGAUGUCAGUCCUCAGAACAUGGCUCACAUCUUUGGCGGUACAAGCUGUUGGAGGCGCGGCGACAACAGCUGAGCGAGCGGCGAAACCCAAAGCUAUAGAAAAGCCCAAGAAGAAACGCAGAAAAAAGGCCGAUGAUCUCGAUGACUUCCUGGUCGACAGUGACGAGGAUGUGUACGACAUGAAUGAGCUGGCAGACCUCGACGAUGAUGUGGGCACCAGUCGUGGAGCGCCCAAGAGUAUCGUGCAGGUUGCGCAGACUGGAGCGAAACUUGGCAACGCGGUCUUGCUUAGUGGUCCUCAUGGCUGUGGCAAGACAGCUGCCGCAUAUGCUGUUGCCAAAGAACUGGGGUACAAAGUGUUCGAGAUAAGCUCCAGCGAGCGGCGUAGCGGACGCGACGUGCUGGACAAAAUCGGCGACAUGACUGAGAACCAUCUGGUCAAACAUCACGGCACAGAGUCGGUCGAGAUCUCUGACACCGAAGGCCCGGAUCGAAUCGACGAGGCGUUCCAGAAAGACCUUGAAAGUGGUCGGCAGGGCAAGAUGAUGUCGUUCUUCAAACCAAAGACCCAGCCGAAAUCCACGCCGGCUGAACCCAAGAAGAUCGUCAAGGAAAAGACCGUCAAGGCAGUACAAGAAGCGAUCAAAAAGCGGCCCAAGGACCAGCAACAAUCACUUAUUCUCCUAGAAGAAGUCGACAUUCUCUUCAAGGAUGACAAGGACUUCUGGACCACAAUAUUGAAGCUUAUCGUGACCUCGAAACGGCCGUUCAUCAUGACUUGCAACGAUGAAGAUCUUGUCCCGUUGCAGGCGAUGUCGUUGCAUGCGAUACUUCGCUUUACACAUCCUCCUGUCGACCUUGCCACGGACUACAUACUGCUGCUCGCCGCUGCAGAAGGCCAUUUACUGGAGAGCCUCGCUGUCGAAUCGCUUUACCAGCAUCACCACUGCGAUCUCCGGGCUAGUAUUUCCGAGCUCGACUACUGGUGUCAAAUGGGCGUAGGCGACCCUCGUGAAGGGCUGAGUUGGAUAUACCAGAGAUGGCCAACGGGGUCCGACGUGGAUGCCAAAGGCAGAACACUGCGAAUCGUGAGCGAAGGGACAUAUCGACCCGGCAUGGGCCUAUCUCAAGGCUACUCCAACAACACGGAGUCUUCACUGCUGUCAGAGUCGGCCGAGCUUGACUUGGCGCCAUCAUCAGCUCUUGGAUGGGAGCAGCUGCCAUUGACGACUAUGGCAACACCAGCGGACCCGAAGUCGCGAUAUCAGCAGCUUGCCCAAUUCGCGAAAUUCGCAGAUGUUUUGAGCGCAGCGGACUUUUGCUGCUCGGCUGGCCUAGUGGAAUCUGCAUCUUUGGAUCCAACCCAGCCUGACAUGCCAGAUAAAUCUCGCGGACAUUAUAUCGAGGGCAUCGCUCUCUUGCAGACUGAUGAACGCAUGGACUACAGCGACAUGAGCAGGAAAUUGCUCGUUGCAACAACUUUGUCUGCUUUCGACAAUUUCGUUCCGCCUAUCGGUGGCCGUCACCCAGCAGAGAACGAAUUGCAGCAGAGGAUUCCAUUAGAAAUGCCACUCAGUCGCCGUGCCUUUUCCUGCUUCGAUGCUGUCUCAACGUCUGCUGAAGCAAAUGCUGGCGUGUAUCCUGGACUCUCCCAGUCCGCUUUUGAUGGACCUCUGAAUAUCAUUACCACAGACCUAGCUCCUUAUGUCCGCUCGAUCGUGCAGUACGACGAGGCGCUGGAGGAGCAACGCGACAGACUGGACCUUCUAAUGACUGAUGGUCGCAAAGCGAAACGAGCGCGAACAACCAGGGCCGCCAGAAGUGCAUUGGAAGGAGGCCAACGAUCAACGACAAGACGCGAAAGAUGGUUUACGAAGAACCUCGACUUCAACGCUGUUCUGGCCACAGGUGGUAUAGCUUGGCCAAGAACGUCGAAUGCACCACCAUCUGCUGCUGGAUCUGUCGACAUGAUGUCUCAGAACAGCGCAGAUGCCCCGCCUUCGAGUAUGGAAGAGAUCAAGUACGAGGACUGA